AGUCUUGGUGUCGUACAAUAACAAUGUCUUUCGUAUGUGAAAAAGUUGGUUCAGAAGAAUCAGCCAAGUAUGCAAUGGCGGGUGUAAAUGAUUUCAUUAGAAUUCGCAAUUCUCAACCAAAUGAUUUAAUUUCUGAGAAAUUAAGUCCUCCUGGGUAUCAUUUUAUGCACGCCAAUUUGCAAAACAGUGCCGAAGAAGUUAAGAAGUUUAAAGUGCGGAAAGAUGAUGUUUGGGUGGUUAGUUUUCCAAAAUGCGGAACUACUUGGACACAAGAGAUGGUUUGGCAGAUUUGUAACAAUUUGGACUAUGAAAAAGGAAAUACUAUUCCACUUCAUCACAGAUAUACGUAUUUUGAUAUAGGAACAUACGCCCCUGAAAGAGCUAAUUUUGAUUCCAUUGAUGCAAUGCCAUCACCUCGCCUUUUCAAAAGUCAUUUUCCUGCACCGCUAUUGCCAUAUGAUAUCUGGACAGUAAAAUCUAAGAUUAUAUAUGUAGCUAGGAAUAUAAAAGACGUCGUAGUAUCUUUCUAUCAUCAUUUCACUGGCCAUAAGGAGUCUCAAAGAACCAUGUUAGAUAUUUUGGACAAUUUUCUCGCUGAUUGUGUACUCUUUUCACCAUACGAUUCUCAUAUUAUCGAUUUCUGGAACAUGAGAAAUGAUGAAAACAUCCUCUUCCUGGCUUACGAAGAAAUGAAGAAAGACCUCAAGGAUGUGAUAAAAAGGACUGCAGAUUUCUUGGGAAAAUCUUACAACGAUGAAGAAAUUAGUGCACUUGUUGAACAUCUAUCUUUUGAUAAAAUGUCCAAGAAUGAAGCAACAAAUCGCAUAAAUGAGAUAAAGGGUUAUCAUAAAAUAAUGAAGACUGAGAUGGCUGAAAACUUCAAAUUUAUUCGAAAAGGGAAAGUUGGAUCUUACCGUGAGGAAAUGACUCAGGAAAUGGCUGAAAGAUGCGAUACGUGGAUUAGGGAAAGACUGGAAAAGAAUAAGAUUGAUCCUGAAGUUCUUGACAUUUUUAUUCCAUUUAAAUGAUUCGAAAUGAAACCAAGAAACAAAUUUUAAAGAGAUAAGCAUUUAUUUUUAUUAGAUAGAAUACUUUAGAUGAAAGAAAUGUUUUUAAACUUCGUGUGGUAUCAUAAAAUACACAAUAGUUUAUCUUUCAAAAAAAGAUCAUGUUUUUGUAUUUAUUAUUAUUUUUUUAGAUAUUUCUGGAUAAAUGGGCUAAAUAUAAUGCAAUUUGCUAAUUCUCUCAUAAAAUGUGUUGAUAUUUGUCAUUACAGGGUGAGUAAAUUGAACUGUAAUUUUUGAAA
Phlebotomus papatasi is the source of this 1306-nucleotide messenger RNA. Its product is annotated as sulfotransferase 1C2-like. The record is from RefSeq and is a predicted model, not a curated record. Gene Ontology annotation, biological process: sulfation. The transcript is spliced from 4 exons. Gene Ontology annotation, molecular function: sulfotransferase activity. NCBI's taxonomy places the organism in Eukaryota, Metazoa, Arthropoda, Insecta, Diptera, Psychodidae. The coding region runs from base 24 to 1028 and encodes 334 amino acids. Gene Ontology annotation, cellular component: cytoplasm.